AUGAAAGCUACCACUGCUCUGACCUGCGCUUUCCUCGCGGGCCUCCAGCUCGUCGGCGCCGUGCCCGCCCCAGCAGCCAACGCUGCGCAGCAGGUGUCUGUCUCCUACGACACCAACUACGAUAUCAAGGGAGCGUCUAUCGAUACCGUCGCCUGUGCCGAUGGUGAGAACGGCCUCAAGGGUCGGGGCUAUUCCACUCUUGGAUCGCUGCCGAAGUUCCCGUUGAUCGGUGGCGCCCUCACCAUUCCGGGCACCAACAGCCCUAACUGCGGCAAAUGUUACCAGUUGCACUACGCCAGCGGCACGGUCGACAAAACCAUAAAUGUGCUGGCUGUUGACACUGCCCCCGGUGGAUUCAACAUUGGUCUUGAGGCCAUGAACCAGCUGACCGAUGGCUCGGCGGAGCAAUUGGGCCGGGUGGAUGCUACCUAUGUCGAGGUGGAGGAAAGUUUGUGUGGAAUGUGA
This is a messenger RNA of Penicillium alfredii, 465 nucleotides long. RefSeq names its product allergenic cerato-platanin Asp F13 (gene aspf13). The coding region runs from base 1 to 465 and encodes 154 amino acids. NCBI's taxonomy places the organism in Eukaryota, Fungi, Ascomycota, Eurotiomycetes, Eurotiales, Aspergillaceae. The transcript has a single exon. The record is from RefSeq and is a predicted model, not a curated record.